Molecule: messenger RNA, 3962 nt
Organism: Corythoichthys intestinalis (scribbled pipefish)
Lineage: Eukaryota; Metazoa; Chordata; Actinopteri; Syngnathiformes; Syngnathidae
Gene: tox
Product: thymocyte selection-associated high mobility group box
Exons: 10
Coding region: 588-2396 (602 amino acids)
Biological process (GO): leukocyte differentiation; regulation of transcription by RNA polymerase II
Cellular component (GO): nucleus
Molecular function (GO): chromatin DNA binding
Source: RefSeq, a predicted model, not a curated record
ACUUGAUGGUAGUACUGUCUUUGUACGAGUGCUCCGCAAAGUGUUCGCCCGAGCUCGGAGCAACGCGCGCCAGCACCAGCAGCAACGCGACAGCAGCAGUUGUCAGUACAGCAGUCAGCGGGACACAUCAUUGAAACAGUUUCAGUCGCAUCUCAGCCUUGCUGUGCUAAACACCGAAACCAUCAAGGAAACAGGUGGAGGCGCGUCUUACAGUGAGUUCUUCUGUCUAAAAUAGUUUUAAAUGUUGUAUUCAUUAAUUGUCAAGGAAGAAUUGCGUAGACUUGGAAGUUCCGGGAGUCAUUGGAGCAUGAAAACCGGCGUGGAGAGGAGCCCUUGUUCCAAAACUUGCGGGACCCUGUAAAGCUUGCUUUUCGGCUUCGUUUUUCCCUCCUUAAAAUUCCCGAGAGUGUGGCGUUUGGUGCCCGAAGUGGCUCGUGGAUGUUUCUCCCUAUGGUUGCUCAGGGACUUCCAACUUUAUAAUUAAUUAAAAAAAAAAAAAAAAAACACGAACAAAAGCAAAUUUUACUUUAUUAGAAAGAAGAAGGCAAGCAGAAUUAGGAACGUGAGAAGUGGAUGUUUAUUCAGCCAUGGAUGUGACAGUUUACCCGGCACCUCCACAGCCUCUGGCCGCGUCAGAGCACACGAGACUGGGGCAGCUCUCCUACCCUGACCCGGCCUUUGGGACCAACAAGUUGGAAGGAGACGCCAUGUUCCUGAAUAUGCAAGAAACGGGCCUUGACUAUGAUUCAAACAACCAGUUUCGUGUGCCGCAGCCCCCUCAGCCCCUCAGCAAGGUGACACCUUCCAACCCUUCCUCACAUCACUGGAGGAGGGACACACACAUGGCCGACACACAUCGUCUGCCUUGGUCCUACCAAAUGGGUGGCUUGGGUGAUGAAGACUUCAACAUCCCCCCCAUCACUCCCCCUACACUGCCAGACCACAUGCUGCCACCUCAUCUGCCCCACGAUUCCUCCACUGGACCCUAUCCUCCUUUGGAUAGCAACACCAGUACAACCUCACACCACCCUUACCAGCUUCAGGGUAUGAAUCUGGCCGGAAUGUCUGCCAAUCAAGAUUGCACGCCUAUGCUUAACCAAGAUGGGGGUACAUUCAGCCCUGAUGGGUCAGCAAUGACCAGUACUCUCUCAGUGAUGCAGCAGAUGGUAAACUCUGACUCUCGGUUUACCAGCAGCCAACAGCCAAUUGAAGCGGCGCUCGGACCCAAAAACCCACCAGGCAUGACCCAACCCAGUCAGUUGUCCACUAUCAACCAAUCCCAACUGGGACUUAGUGGAAAUUCUGUUACCCACAAUUCCCCAUCUCCUCCUGGAAGUAAAUCAGCUACGCCAUCUCCGUCCAGUUCAGCACACGAGGACGACAACGAUGAUGGAUUCAGGGGCAAUGGAGCUGAAAAACGACCAGCAGCAUUUGACAUCUCCAAAAAACCCAAGACUCCAAAGAAGAAGAAGAGGAAGGACCCCAAUGAGCCAGUGAAGCCAGUGUCUGCCUACGCCUUGUUCUUCAGGGACACUCAAGCCAAUAUUAAGGCCCAGAACCCUAACGCCACCUUUGGGGAGGUGUCGAAGAUUGUGGCCUCCAUGUGGGACGGCCUGGGAGAGGAACAGAAACAGGUGUAUAAGAAGAAGACAGAAACGGCAAAGAAGGAGUAUCUGAAACAAUUGGCUGCCUACAGGGCCAGUCUGGUCUCUCAGAGUUACAACGAUCCAUCUGAGAUGAAGCCGCCCCAGUCUUCUUCAUCGUCUUCCUCGUCAUCCUCUGCCUCAAUGUUCACAUCCAAGCCAUCUGUCUACGCGGGCCAGCACCCUUCCUCUAGCUCACUAGGCCACCCGCUUCCUCCCCACCAGCACCCAGGCAUUUACAUGCCAUACCCUCAUCCGUCGAACCUCACCCACCAUCCCUCAAGCCCCGGCCUUGGACACCCUCACCUGCUCCCGCCUCACACGCAGAUCCAUCCCCAGCUUCACGCCCUGUCCUCCAGAGGAACCGUGCCACGGUCCAGUUUGCCUCACCAAGGAGCGCUGUCCCUCGGCGGUGUGGUGCAAGCAUCCACGCCGCCCCACCAGGUCAGCCCGCCGCUCCAUAGCCAGGCUCACCUUGGGGGGCUACACAGUCCGCACCAGCAGCACCAGCAGCUCGGUGGUCACUCCCUGGGAAUGACACACUCCCCAGCCAUCACACAGGCCUACCCCCUCCAGCCUGAGUAUCAGCCAAUUGGAGGAGGUCUGAUGAAUAGCGGAGCGGUAAUGUCAUCAUCAGUGGACUACCACCAGCUGAGUCGACACAUGCCCAACCAUCACCCAUCUCUCGACUGGAGCGGUGAUUACCAUGGUAACGGAGGUCCUCAGCGAGAUAAAUCUUUGUACCUGAGUUAAUAUGUGGGCCAAAUGACACCAAACAUUGUACACAACCCUCUUCUGCCAUAAUGAGGAACCUCGUCCGGAACCAGUCAAGUUGACUUGGAGUAGAGCCCCCAAAAGACAGACUAAUGUUCUAAUAUUUGUUUGUUUUUUCCGGAAAGAGUGACAGUUCAUAUGAGAAUCUAAAUGGGGCAUGCGUAUAACGCCACAUUACUGUGUCAUUGAGAUGGUCGGGAAGACAGGUAAAACCAGGAAAACUUCCUGCUCCUGCAUUAGUUAGCAUUGCUUGAAUUAUAUCUAGGACUCAACUGUAUAUUGAUUUGAACUGAAAAAAAUAUGUUCUACAAAGGACAUAUUUUUACAUCCUGGGCUUGGAAAAGUGAAGGUUUAUGUAUAUAAUGUGUUAUAGGAGCCCUGACAAACGGAUUAUUCUACCCAAGCACUAUGAAGGAGUACUAGGGUCACUUAAUGCACAUCCCACAAAAAGAAUAUUACAUCAUGCAUUAAGUUUUGACAAUGUUAUUGUAUUACAGAGUACUAGAGUGGUAAUUACAUCGAAUGCCAGAAUUUCCACACAGAAGUUAACGUCAAACAGCAGCCAUCUUUAUCACGAGAGCUGCCAAAUAUAAAUGAAACAGUCCAUUUAAUAUUUGUUUGUAAAUAUGUGUAAGCUUCUGACUGUUGAUUAAACAAACCCAAAAAAAAUAAGACAAUUAUAUAACAAAUAUCUCCAUGUUCUCAUAUUAACACAUUUAGGGUUUGCUUCUGUAAUAUUCCAACUUAUUUAUCAUCAUGUUUGUUUCUUUUCUUUCCUGGCAAGUUUCGCAUAUUAUCAUUUGCGUUUUAUAUUCUUUUCAGUACAGCCCCUAAAACUCCUUCGUCAAAUUCCUAAAAUCCCAUCAGCCCUUGGGAAGAAAAAAAAAUCUUUCUACCUGCUUUUGUUUGUCUUUUUGUAUAGUAGGGCUGGACUUGCAGUUCUUAAAAGCUCUGAAGAGCAUGUGUAAAAUACUGUAAUGUAAUUGUUCAAGCUGUCCCUUUUGAAUCCAGUUAAUUAGUUUUCUUUACCUCCAUAGUAUACUGCUGCAGCCAAAGUGAAAAGAGCACAGCACACACAAGCCCACGUUGUUGGUGCUUACAUCUGGUGGGCACAAAUCCAGUGUAAUUUAGUCCUUGAAAUGAUGAAAUGUCAAAUAAUUAUUUGGUGAAUUCAAAGGUUUAUAUGCUGACAGCUCCUCCUCUGUAUAUUUGUCUGUCUGUUUCCAAAAUGGACUUGCAUCCCAAAUUGACUGAGUGAGUGAGCGAGCGAGCGAGUGACUGAGUGAGUGUGCUUGCAUGGUCUCAUUUGUCAUCUCUACUCUGUGCACAGAGGCUAUUUAUGAACCUAUAACUAUUGCUUUGUUGACUGUGUUUAAAUGUUUUGAAUCAAGUUAUGUUUUAGUGUUAAUGAUGAGAGAAACUAUCUCUCUUGCUCACCCUGUAUCUUUUUUGUAUGUUAUGUGUUUUUUGGCAGAUGAAAGGACUCUGGGCAAAAACCAUGAAGAUUUUCUUAUUUUUAGAUUCUAAAAGUGUGUUUGAGAAUAA